This is a messenger RNA of Meleagris gallopavo (turkey), 1128 nucleotides long. NCBI's taxonomy places the organism in Eukaryota, Metazoa, Chordata, Aves, Galliformes, Phasianidae. The record is from RefSeq and is a predicted model, not a curated record.
AUUUCUAUUUAUGUAUUUUUUCCAUGUCUUUUUUUGACUUAUGUUCCUUUUACAGAUCCGACUACAAAUCCGGCAUAUUCAGAAGAAAGAUUGGCUCAUGAAGCUUUGCAACUAGAGAAGCGCUUGAGCUUGCUGUCCCAUACGAGUCGCCAGGGCAGCGGAGGAGAUGACAGAAGUCUUUCAAGCUCAUCUUCAGAUACCAGCCACUCGGAUGUUAGUGUUGGGAGCAGAUUGACAAUUUGGCCUGAACAGUCUUCAGCCAGCACUUCGCAAGAGAGUCAUGGACUGGCAGCUGCAAAGGGCAUCCAUCUUGGGGAAGAGAAGAUCCAUCCAGAAGGGGCACGUGGCACCACUAAACCACCUCCAAAGCCCCUCCGGUCCAGACAGCUACAAGAGAUAGGCCGUCAGAGCUCAUCUGACAGUGGAAUAGCUACUGGUAGUCACUCUUCUUACUCUGGAAGCUUCUCUUCCUACGCUGGGAGUUUGGACAUCUGCCAUGGUGAUGAGUUUGGAUCAUUGCUUAGCCUGCCAUUGAACUUUCCUUCGGAUCAGAAUUUAUGUACUUGUCCUCACAGUGAGCCUCAGAGAGGUGUGGGAUCAGAGUAUCAGGUUCCCAGCUCUCUCAGACAUAUUUAUGAUAUACCCAGGAGUUUGUUACAGGCAGCUGCUAAAGAUGUGCAACCCAAGAGUGCAGAUUCCACGCUACCCAAGGACCAGGCCCUGCCUCCUCAUGGUGCUAGUGAUCCAAAACUGCUCCUUCCACGCUUAGAAGCACAGAGAGCACCAGAGCACAGAGGGAGACCGUCAUUCUUACUCCCAGAAAGCACCAAAGACUCAAGUAAUGAGGCGUGUGUGGAUUUUGUUUCGAGGUGGUCAGAUACAAAAUCACCAGGACAGGUGUCAGACUCCAAAAGUAGUGAGUUAGCGCCACCUAGUGGAGCCUCAGCUGACCCCUAUGACACAUGUAGCCCCCACCUUGGAAUGACAAGAGCUCUUUUUUCAGCUUGUCCAAUCUGUGGUGGACUAAAGGGAUCAGCAAUAUUACAGCCGGGAGUCUUACCAGCUAUACCAGGUAAGAACCACUUAAUUAUUUACCUUGAUUUACUUUGUUAGUACAUAUUGAUGCUU